Messenger RNA from Arvicanthis niloticus (Nile rat), 631 nucleotides. RefSeq names its product golgin subfamily A member 2-like. NCBI's taxonomy places the organism in Eukaryota, Metazoa, Chordata, Mammalia, Rodentia, Muridae. The record is from RefSeq and is a predicted model, not a curated record.
UUCAGACACAGUGACUCUAGCUAGGACAGAGAUGGCUUCCUCUGGCCAUGAUGUUAGUACUUCUUUCGUGAUUCUCAUUCCCAGAGAGACAUCUGCCAGACAAAGGAAACGGGCCUCUGCCCGGCUGAAGGAGGAGGCCCCAGUGAGGGCCACGUCCUGCUGGAGUUGGGUAUGGGGAGAGGAACGGAGAGAAGCAAAUGAAGACGAUCAGUUAGAGCCUAACGGCUUUGCGGUCGUCAAAGCUGAUCCUGGCCAGGUGGUCUGGUGUGCUCAGGUGCCCACAGAUGGCACUGCUCCUGCACCUGCACCGCCAGCUGCCGCUGACACUAUGUUCCUUGGUGUUGUUCCUUGCGCGGAUGCUGAUCUCCUCAGCAGGGCAUCACCUCAGAGCCAUGAUGCUGGCAAUUGCUCUAACCUCAUGGAGGAGACCAGGACGUUCUCAUCGACUGAGAGUCUGCGACAACUUUCUCAAAAGCUCAAUGGCCUUGUGUUUGAGGUACCACAGGAUUGGGGUCCAGAAAGAAGGUAGAAAGGAAAGGAAAGGAUGGUGGAAAACGAGGCAGGGAUUCCCGCGAGACUAAUUCAUGAGAGGCUUUUGUCAUACUUGAGAAGACUUGGAUUUGGACCACAA